AAUCCUCGAGAGAAAACCAGAGAACCACCCCCCCUGCGCUUAUUUUCUUCCUUCGCGUUCCGUUCCUCACAUCUGAAAUCCAAACCCUUGCGCUAAACCUAGCCUCUCUUCGAUCAAAACCAGAGGAGGAAGAUGAGUUGGAUGAAGCCCCCGUACUGGCAUCGCGGCGAUGUUGAGGAGGGCAACGUAACAAGGCCGCUUUACCCAAUGAUGCUGGAGAGGCCGGAACUGCGGUGGGCGUUUGUGCGAAAAAUCUACACUAUCGUUUCCAUCCAGUUGCUUCUCACCAUCGCAGUAUCGGCCCUCGUUGUUUCCGUCAAGCCCAUCUCCCAUUUCUUUGUCGCUUCAAGCGCUGGAGUCGGCCUGUACAUUUUACUGAUAAUUUCGCCUUUCAUUUUGAUGUGCCCUCUGUACAACUACUACCAGCGCCAUCCAAUAAACCUUAUUUUACUGGGUCUGUUCACUGUAUGCAUCAGCUUUGCCGUGGGAUUAACUUGUGCCUUUACAAGUGGGAAGGUGAUUCUGGAGGCUGCUUUUCUCACAGCUGUGGUUGUUGUCAGCCUCACCCUGUACACCUUCUGGGCAGCAAAGAGAGGCCAUGACUUCAGCUUCCUUGGCCCAUUCUUGUUUGCUGCAGUUAUAAUUCUGAUGCUGUUUGCUAUAAUCCAGGUAUUCUUCCCAAUGGGAAAGAUCUCAACUAUGAUCUAUGGCGGCCUCGCCUCUCUAAUCUUCUGCGGAUACAUCAUCUUCGACACUGAUAAUCUGAUCAAGCGAUAUGGUUAUGAUGAAUAUAUUUGGGCUGCUGUGGCGCUAUAUCUCGACGUCAUUAAUCUGUUCCUUUCCUUGCUUAAUCUGCUCAGAGCUGCUGAUGAUUGAAGCUGUUGUGGAUGUGAGAUCAUACCAGGCUUGAUUUUUCUGGUUCGCUUUACUGCCAUUUGAUCAUAUUCUACUAUGUUUUAUGCCGUUUAAUGUGUUUAUGUUUUCCCUUUAAAUGUAAGGUAGCUUUGUGCUUUUAAUGAUGUUGUGAAUAUAUAAAGUGGUUUUAUAAUUUUUUGGGGGGUAUUUAAACUGCAUACCGCCCAAUUUCUA
Molecule: messenger RNA, 1089 nt
Organism: Phalaenopsis equestris
Lineage: Eukaryota; Viridiplantae; Streptophyta; Magnoliopsida; Asparagales; Orchidaceae
Product: BI1-like protein
Exons: 4
Coding region: 133-876 (247 amino acids)
Cellular component (GO): membrane
Source: RefSeq, a predicted model, not a curated record